ACUCUCUCCCUUACCCGAGCCAUUCAUUGAUUAUUCAACUGGACCGACAUAAUCCCUUGACACCCGGCAUUAAACAACGACAAUAACUCUUAUCGUCAGAUUAGCAAUUAUUGUCAAUAUGUCUACUUUCAGCAACCUUAUUGCCCGUGGCAAUGCUGUCCUUUCCAGGCGGGACCUUGAUAUGGGAGGCGAGCCGGACGGGGUCAUCGACCUUAUGAUUGCCUUUCUUGGCGUCGCAUUCUUUGCUCUUGUUCUGGUAGCCUUGUUAUUCAUGAUGCGGCGUGCGAAGCGCGAGCGACAGCUCCAGCAAGAUGGCCUACCCCAGUAUAACGACAUCAAACAUGAUGACGGUACUACUCGCCGUCUCACCAUCCAGACCGCAGACGGCCGAUCAAGUAUUUUUGUUCUGAAUGGCCGUCCAAUGCUAAAUGACCCGAGUUCGCCACCCUACUCGCCCAACAACAUUCCCGAGAUUCACAUCACCUUCCCCGAUGAGCAGGAUGAGCAAGGUCGCAACAAGGGUGGCCGCGUUGUGGUUGUCCGAGUCGGCGAGACCACUGUUGGCCUUGAGCCUGUAAAGGAGGAGCAACUGCCAGCAUAUUCCAAAGAGAACAGCGCCGGUUUCUACUCGAUCGAUAUGGAUCAAAUCGGUGGACUGAAGGAGAAGGAUCGAAGCCAGUUCUCCUAAGCCACCAUUAGCCUGGCCUUCCUACCAAAUUUUCUCAAAGUUCAGAAACGCUACUUAAUCGCCAAUAACCAACCGACUUAAUUUAACAUGAUGGGGGAGUUUGAACGAUAUAUAUAUACAUAUGCAUGAAUAAUGGUGUACCUAUUACAAAGCAGAUGUCUAUAUUACCCUUCUAUAAGUACCUCUAGGAGGAGACGGGGAUGCGGAAGGACGGACCGCGGUGGAAGGCGAGUCUGGAUGGCCAUGUUUACCAUCCGGCGCUCUAGGUACAUUCGGUCCUGUAUAUAACGAUACCCCUUUGCUUUUUUGUCUUCACCUUUCCGGGGCCACCACGGACAAUUAAGCCUUCCAGUGCGAGCAAUUUAGACGAGACCACCACCAGU
This is a messenger RNA of Daldinia decipiens, 1071 nucleotides long. RefSeq lists its product as uncharacterized. The transcript is spliced from 2 exons. Lineage: Eukaryota; Fungi; Ascomycota; Sordariomycetes; Xylariales; Hypoxylaceae. The record is from RefSeq and is a predicted model, not a curated record. The coding region runs from base 119 to 688 and encodes 189 amino acids.